UGCUGUGGGUGGGACCAACACGGAGAAUGUAAACAAAUCCUUCAGAGCUGUUUCGUUGUUUUUAUCAGUGUUUCAUUAUUUUCUGAAGCAAACAGCUCGUCGGUGAAGAAAUGAACUGUUAGUGAUGAACAGAGGUUCGGAGAAGAAUCGUCACUUCGACUGAAAAUGAUAUACCAUAUUCCAUGGAUCUACACACCGGCACGGACUUUCCUUGCCAUCUGGCACCAGCUGACCAAAACCCCGGUCCCAGAGCUGGCCAAUUGCUCUGUGCUGAUGAGGGAGCGCGGCAGAGUGGAGGAGACCAUCCGCGCCAUCCAGCGAGCAGGUGCCGGCAGCCUGCAGGUAAUCGCAGACUUCGACAUGACGCUGACCAGAUUUGCUCACAACGGCAAGAGAGUGCCCACCAGCCACAACAUCCUGGACAGCCACUUACUGAUCAAUGAAGACUGCACUAGAAAGAUGAGGCAGCUUUUGAACACCUACUAUCCCAUAGAGAUUGAUGCAGGUCUGAGUGUUGAAGAGAAGCUGCCACUCAUGGUGGAGUGGUGGACCAAAGUUCACGAGCUGCUGAUUCAGCAGAGGAUCCGAAAGGACAUGCUCGCCCAGGCUGUGAAGGAAUCCAGUGCUAUGCUCAGGGACGGCUACAAGGUGUUUUUUGAGCGUCUGGCAGAGCAGCAGGUUCCUCUGUUGAUCCUCUCGGCCGGUGUCGGAGACGUCCUGGAGGAAGUGAUCCGACAGAACCACGUUUUCCAUCCUAACGUCCACGUCGUCUCUAACUACAUGGACUUUGACCAAACUGGCGUCCUUCAAGCCUUCAAAGGUCAACUCAUCCACACGUUCAACAAGAGGGAAGGUGCUCUGUCGCACGCCGCCGGACUCAGGGAGCUGCAGGGUCGACCCAACGUGCUGCUGCUGGGAGACUCUCUGGGAGACCUGACCAUGGCUGAUGGGGUGUCCGAGCCCCAGAACGUCCUGACCAUCGGCUUCCUGAAUGACCAGGUAGAAGAGAGGAAAGAGUCGUACAUCAACUCCUUUGACAUCGUGCUGGUGAAAGACGAGACGAUGGAUGUUCCGAAUGCCAUCCUCAGAUAUAUUAGUUCAUGGAGAGACAAGUGAGACACACAGACGGACAUAUUUACUCCAUUUACAGUGUUGGAAGCUAGACAAUCGCACAUUAUGAUCCUUACUUACCUCAAACGAGACCUCAGAACUGACCUUUUCACUCCUGUCUCCACUGAAGUGGAUAAUGGUGCAGAUCACUUUGUUACACUAACCGGUUUUUACUUGAAUUUGCUUAAAAACACCAACCCAGUCCAAAUGUUCAAAAUAUUGAAAAUAGGUCUUUAAUUUUUGUUUUACUUUUUAGAAUUUAUGAUUGACUGUGUUUUGCAGCCAAAUUAGAUUUACUGUCUUUGUAGGCUACAACUUUUGCUUCUUUGCGUUCUUUCCUGCUGUUUACUUUAAAUGUCAGAAUAGAACCAGUGGGACCGGAAUGGACAAAUUAUAUUAUUUUAAAUAGAUAAAGUAUAUCCUGCCAUCCUUCCCUCUGAAAACUAAUCAUCAACCUCCCAAAACUCUCAGAACAGAUAUUUUCACAGUGUAUUUGUAAUUGCCUGUCCUCUUUAGCUCAAAAUACUAAUUAUUACCUUGUUGUUUAACUGUAUGAGGGUUUUUAAUAUCAUUGCGUACAAAGACAGAAAGUGUGUAUGAACCUGUCUCUAUACAAGUUUAAUGCUUCAUACUAACAACAGUUUUGGUGAAUUUUGUGUGUUCUGUGUUUUACCACUGUGUACACUUAAUGCUCCAGGCUAUUGUCACUUUACUUGCAGGGGAUUCUGGGCCAUUAGUGUCAUGCUGUAGGGCUCAAAGACCUAUGAAAAAAUGGGUGUACUUCCCCAUUAGAUUUAACUUAACAAAAACUGUAUGAAUAUUAAAUGUGCAUCUUUAUAAAUGUUUUUCAACCGUAUGUUGUCAAGAAUAUACAGUGUAUGUAUGUGAUGAUUUCAAGUUACAAGUCACAGAAGAACUGAAACCACAUUUGUUUUCUUACAUUUUAAUUCACGUGACAUCAGGAAAAUUAAAAGGUGCUUGUUCAGUUUUUUAAAAAUACAACUCUCAAACAAAAACACUCAUACAACACAAAACUCUGCAAAAAGAGCAUUUGCACUUUGUUCUUUUCAUUUCAAAAACUGUCCAACAUUAAAACCUGUUUGGGAAAAGUC
Molecule: messenger RNA, 2222 nt
Organism: Paralichthys olivaceus (Japanese flounder)
Lineage: Eukaryota; Metazoa; Chordata; Actinopteri; Pleuronectiformes; Paralichthyidae
Source: RefSeq, a predicted model, not a curated record